CCUGUAAGCUCCUGAUCAGAUGACACAUGAAAGUCACCGGUAAAACAUCACAGGGUGCCCUGUCGUUGCAAGGCGUAUCGAGGUAGCUAAACAGUAACACGUGUUAAACAUCAUCAAGGUGAAUGAUAUACCAUGUGCUCUGACUGUACAUCAGUGUUUAUUAAAACGAGAACACGUUGUUACGCUGCUAGCAUCGUUAGCUAGCAGCAGCGUUGGGCUGACGUCACCUCAGAAUACAGGCAGCUCCGUCAGAGUCUGUUUAUUAGGUUUUUUUUAAAGUGUACCAAUGGCAGGGAGCCUUGGUCGGAUAUGCAAGGGCUUGAAACGCCUCGGCUCACUCAUCCACCCGUCCGCCAGCGUGUCAGUCAGGGCCACCUUUGCACGGACCAUGUUGCAGGGGCUGCCAUCCUCUUUCUUCCUCAAGCCCCGGGACUUCAGCCUGCCUAACUCUUCAUGGGGCUCAGAAAUGAUGCGGUUGUACAAACACUAUAACAGCCAGUGUGAGGUGGAGAUGGAAGGAGGAGAGACACGGGAAGGUCCGUGGCAGAGACUGCCAAGCUACAAUCGCUUCCUCAAGUAUGCUCCAGGUGGAGUUUAUCUUAGUAAGAUAAUCCAGUCAAAAGCUCGUCUUUUUACCAGGAACUGCAGAGACCCGGGGGCAACAUUUGAGUAUGCUUUAUAUUUUAAUAGUGAGGAGCAGAAGUGUGUGGGUAUUUUCCAGGCUGGACACCUACUGGAGGGGCCACCAGGACAUGUCCACGGGGGGGCAAUAGCCACUAUGAUUGACACCGUGACAGGGGCUCACGCUACCAUACUGUCUGGACCUGUUGUGACUGCCAACCUCAACAUUAACUACCGCAGGCCUAUCCCACUGGGAAGCACAGUGUUGAUUGAAUCCUCUCUGGAUAAGAAGGAAGGCAAAAAAAUAUUUAUUACAUGCAAAGUGACCAGUAGCGACGGCUCCAAAGUGCACACAGACACAACAGCGCUGUUCGUGUCAAUCGGUGUCAGCCACCUACUACUGGGAUCAUGACAAACACACCAGACUACCACCUACCCAAACACUGUUAGCAACCUGAGGCCACAACGUGUGUGUGUGUGCGUGCGCGUGCGUGGGGAAGUAAGUGUUUGUGUGUGUCAUUGGUUUGCAGUAUUUUUGGGGGAGUGUGUGUGCACUUAUUUGCCAGGCGAUAUCAGAGAUACUUCAUAUCUUAAUAUUUUUGCGCUCACUCCACCCCAGUAACAAACUAUUAUUUCAUGAAUUACCUUUACUUGACUACCUCUGCUUAGUGUUACUAACACAUCGACAGUACAUAUCUAAGCAUUAUUUAUUGAAGUAAAUGUUUGGGUUUAUUUAUUGUAACUUACAUUACAUUACAUUACAGUCAUUUAGCAGACGCUUUUAUCCAAAGCGACUUACAGGAAGUGAACUUAUACAAUAUUUGUGGUUUUUAAGUAACACCUGUGCCUUUGGAUGUGAGAUUAUUGCUCAAAGUGUACUAAAGUGAAUAUUUUAUUUCCUCCAAUAAAGCCUUACCUAUUGGUAUUAUAUGACAUAAGCAAAGCAUGUGUUUAUUUAUUUGUCAACAUCUUAAAUUGUUUGCAACAGGAAAUAAAAGUUGCAGUGUUUUUCUUUUUUGGUUAAUGUGCUGAGGUCUUUGCUUCUGAAAAAUUAAAAAGAAAAAGACUUGAGUCUGAUGUGUUGCACCUACAUUUAAAGUUUUCUUUGUGUGAUACGUUUUUUUUAAAAUUUGAACAUUAUUGUAAAUAAUGUAUUUUUUUGUUUUUUUUAAUAAUCCCCUGAUCAAACGUGUUAGUUUGGCGGCAAAUAUAACCAACAUCAUUCAACUGUAAGGUUUAAUUGACACAAAUAUUGCUAUAUUUGAUUAAAGUCAGGAUUUUGUAAAAAAUGAUCCUGAAAAACACAGAUGAAUGCUGGAUUUUAUGUG
Molecule: messenger RNA, 1949 nt
Organism: Anoplopoma fimbria (sablefish)
Lineage: Eukaryota; Metazoa; Chordata; Actinopteri; Perciformes; Anoplopomatidae
Gene: them4
Product: thioesterase superfamily member 4
Exons: 6
Coding region: 287-1033 (248 amino acids)
Source: RefSeq, a predicted model, not a curated record